Messenger RNA from Phyllostomus hastatus (greater spear-nosed bat), 3874 nucleotides. It is a transcript of the gene LASP1, whose product is annotated as LIM and SH3 protein 1. Gene Ontology annotation, molecular function: actin filament binding. The transcript has 8 exons. Bases 245 to 1033 code for a protein of 262 amino acids. NCBI's taxonomy places the organism in Eukaryota, Metazoa, Chordata, Mammalia, Chiroptera, Phyllostomidae. Gene Ontology annotation, cellular component: focal adhesion. The record is from RefSeq and is a predicted model, not a curated record.
GAACUGUAUUAGUUACAAAGAAGAAAAGCCAUCCAGGGGGCACCCGGAUUUGAACCAGGGACCUCUUGAUCUGCAGUCAAAUGCUCUACCACUGAGCUAUACCCCCGCGCGAGUUUGGCGCCUGGAGAUACAUCUUUGGAUGGAUACUAGGACAUUGCUGCACUGAGGCAGUUAAUAAGACUCGCUCCGGGGAAAGAGAAGGCGCGCGAGCUCCGGCGUCCCCGCCCCAGCCUUUCUUGGAGCCAUGAAUCCCAAUUGCGCCCGGUGCGGCAAGAUCGUGUACCCCACCGAGAAGGUGAACUGUCUGGAUAAGUUCUGGCAUAAAGCAUGCUUCCAUUGCGAGACCUGCAAGAUGACACUCAACAUGAAGAACUACAAGGGCUACGAGAAGAAGCCCUACUGCAACGCACACUACCCCAAGCAGUCCUUCACCAUGGUGGCCGACACCCCGGAAAACCUCCGCCUCAAGCAACAGAGUGAGCUCCAGAGUCAGGUGCGCUACAAGGAGGAGUUUGAGAAGAACAAGGGCAAAGGCUUCAGCGUGGUGGCAGACACGCCCGAACUCCAGAGAAUCAAGAAAACCCAGGACCAGAUCAGUAACAUAAAAUACCACGAGGAGUUUGAGAAGAGCCGCAUGGGCCCCGGCGGGGGAGAGGGCAUGGAGCCUGAGCGCCGAGAUUCCCAGGACAGCAGCAGCUACCGGAGACACCAGGAGCAGCAGCAGCCUCACCACAUCCCGAGCAGCGCCCCAGUUUUCCAGCAGCCCCCGCAGCAGCAGGCGGCCCCGUCCUACGGCGGAGGUUACAAGGAGCCUGCGGCCCCAGUCUCCAUACAGCGCAGCGCCCCAGGCGGGGGUGGGAAGCGGUACCGCGCGGUCUACGACUACAGCGCCGCCGACGAGGACGAGGUCUCCUUCCAGGACGGGGACACCAUCGUCAACGUGCAGCAGAUCGACGACGGCUGGAUGUACGGGACCGUGGAGCGCACCGGCGACACGGGGAUGCUGCCGGCCAACUACGUGGAGGCCAUCUGAGCCCACGGGCGCCGCCUCGCCCACCCUCCUCCAGUGCAUUCCACGGCAUCGCAUCGUCCCGGGCGCGGCCCGUCCGCCCCUCAGUGUCUCUUGUGUUUUCAGCUCUGCCACAGCUUGUCUCCUCCCACCCUCCUCCAGCUGCUUUUGCCAACUGAAGCCUUGUUCUGCCACUUUCGCGGGCUCCUUCCUCUGGCAGGUUUUCCCCACGACCGAUGUCUUGGUUUUCUCUCUAGACCGAACGGGUGUGGGCCUUCCUGGGGGAGGCCGAAGCCUGUGGGGCCGCCCCAGAAUGGGGGUCCUGUGGGCUCCCAGGCCUCUACCUUCUCUCUCUGUUCUGGCCGCUCGGACCCUCCCGCCCACCACCUCACACACCUGAACAUUCCAGGCUGGGGUGAGCCCCAGACCCCCAGGCCUCCCAGGGCAGGAACUCCAUACAUUCCCCGGAGGGGGGUCCUGCGCCCUUGCCCCUGGGGUGGGUCGGGUGGGGGGCUGCCACUGUGUAGGCUCCAGUGAGAGGGCUUUCCCUGAAAGAUGGGGCUGCUGGCCCUCUGAGGGGUCCCUCGCCACCCUCUCCCCUUCUCAGAGACAGCAGAGGAGGGUGCAGUUCCCACUCUGGGGCCCAUGUCUCCUCACACGGUUCCUCCGCACACUGUGAUUUCGCUCUCCUGCGCCCGCAGACGGGUGUGGGCUCGGAGCUCCCCAGGAAGCACGGCCUGGAUCAAGUCCUGGCCCUUCUCACUUGUAGGGACAGCUGCAGGAAAGGAGGGAACAGGGUGUUCUCUCCCAGAGCCCUUUUUUUCCUCACUCUCCCAACCCCCAGGGACCCAGCUUGCCUCCUUGAGUGGAGGCUGUGGUCCUCACAGGUGAGGCAAGGAAGCCUUGGGCCUUCGGCCUUUGAGGCUCAGCCCCCCGCCCCCAUCUGGGCCAGGUGGGCCACUCCUCGUGGGAGGAUGUCCUCCCCGUGGCCUCCCCUCCCCCACCCGUUCCCCAGUGGACUAGAACUGUGCGAAGCCACAGGGUCUUCCGUAUCUCCGGGACUGGGCGUGUGGGGGGAGAAGUGUGUGUGUCUGUAAGUGUGUGAGCCAGCGUGAGUGUGAGCGAAGGGGCAGGGUGCGGGCUGCAGGAGUCUGUGGGCUUACGUGGGGGUACACAGAACGGUUCUCCCCGAUACUUCCUCAAAACCCACAGAGGCGGGGGAGGGGAGGCCCUAGGGGAGAGAAGUCCCUUCAUUUUCUUCGGAAUGAAAAUUCCUCCUUCUGUCCAGGAAUGGAGGCGGCCCACCUACCCUUCUCACAGUGGGCUGGGCAGAAGUGAGGGCAUGAUGGGAGAUGGGUGGGGGCAGGCACCGCAGCUCCGGGCACGCUCUCAUCUGCUGUCUCCGUGUCCCGCGCUGCAGAACAGGCGCCGGAGGACCCUGCGUUACCCACGCUGUGGGUGCCUUACUCUGGGUGCUCUCACCCCAGUCCUCUCCCUUACCUAACUAAAGCCCCCUUGAGGUGUUGGGAGAGGGUCCCAGGGCUACAAAACUGGACGCACAGACCCUGGGAUGAGGAAGGGAGAGUGGUGCUAUCUCCAAGUCCCUUCUGUCCCUCGCUGGAGGCUGCGACAACCCUGUCCUGGCUUUAUUCAUCUCCGGGCUUUCUCAUUACCCUCUGGGCCUCCCCCUCCCACCUCCACCCUGAGCCACUCGGGCCCCAUAGGGACAACUUUGCAUCCUCUCACCCUGCUGCUGGCCGUGGGCUGCAGGCACAAUCAGCAAGUCCUUGCUGCUUGUGAGUCAAGUUGGGAAUACUUACCCCAAACCAGAGAACUUAGGAAAUGACUGUGGGCGGGGGGAGCCCCUGCCUGACCAAGCACCCCUUUUCCUGCUUGGCCUCAGCCAGGUGAGGGCAGAGGGAGGGUCUCGUACUAGGUGGUUUGGGGGAUGAGGGAGCAAUAUUGGGAGCCUUGGGAGAGGCACUGGGUCAUCCCAUUUCCUCUUGAUCUCAGAGCACAACGUGGAUUGUGGGACCAAAGGUCAAAGAUGCGCCCUGCAGAGGACCCGUGGUCUGGAGCGGGGAGGAGGGGCAACGAGCAGCCUUUAAACCCAGCUUCACUUCCCUUCCAAAGCAAGGCCGGCCGGCCACUGGAAUCUUGCUGCCGGCCCUCUGCUCCUCCCAUCCUAAAAAUAGGGGGCCUUUUCUUACACACCCCAGAGAGAGGAGGGACUGUCACACUGGUGCUGAGGGACCCAGGGGCUGCUGGGAGUCCCGUUCCUUUCCAGAACCAUCCAUCCCUAAAAAGAGCACAGAAGCGGGGACUGGGCGGAGGCCCAGGUCGUCUUCUCAUAGUUCACAGAGGUCUUUCAGCCCGUGUCCCAGGAAAGGAGAUACAUCAAAGCUAGAAUGCGAACAUAACGUUAGUGGACCAAUGACAAAGUGCAAGAAGCCCAAUGGUGAGAAAGUGAGUUUUCUCAACACUGCUUCCUGUUUUCUUCCUCAUGUCCCUCCAGGGAAAACUGUUGCUUAAUUUCUGCCUUUUUUCCUCUUCACAUAAGCACUUUUGGGCCUCCCCCCCUUUUUUUUUAAUAGCUGGAAAAUGCCACCCACAGACCUGUAUUUAAAAAGAAACAGAAAUGACCACGUGAAACUUGCCUCUGUCCAAACAUUUCAUCCGUGUGUGUGAGCCGUCACUCAUCCUUUUAUAUGGGGUGGUUGUCUCUUCCCGGUCUGUCUGGGCCCCUCCCUCCCUCGUGGGCUUGUGCUUGGGAUCAAACCCUUCUGGCCUGUUAUGAUUCCGAACAUUUGACUUGGACCACAAGUGAAUCUGAAUCUGGUGACUCAAAUAAAAGUAUAAUUUUUA